This is a messenger RNA of Paramecium sonneborni, 1050 nucleotides long. Lineage: Eukaryota; Ciliophora; Oligohymenophorea; Peniculida; Parameciidae. The record is from the annotation of a GenBank genome assembly.
AUGAUUUUUUCGGAUGAAUUCAAAGAUUUAAUCAAACAGCCAAUAUAACUGAAUUCUAGCAGAUCAAACUACUCUAAAAUAGAUAGUUUUUCUACCUUUAGAGAAUCACCAAAAAAGGCAGUCUUAAAUUAUCCAAAAGAACAAUAAACAUUAUUCUAUAAUGCUAGCUAUUUGAUGAAGUAAUCAAAUAUGAUAGGAUUAAAGAAAAGAUUACGAAUAUUCGUAAUUGUUCUAAAAUUUAUCAGAAGAUUACAAAAAGUUACUUAUGAAUCACCUUAUUAACAUAGUCUUGCAAAUUUAAAAAAAGUUAAAAAAACAACUUUGAAGCUUCCUGAAACAAUAAACGAGAAAUUCAAGACUUGGUGUUUAGGGAUAUUUUAAAAAUCAUUUUCAACAAUUCCACAAGAUCUCUUUAAUUAUUUGAGAUAACCAAAUAAUAAAAUCAAAGAGGACAAAUCUCAAUUAAUAUUGAUUAAUGCCAUAAAGUUUUUCUUUGAAAACAUGGCAUAUUUUACACAUCCAGACAUUGUAUGUGUUGAAAUUAAACAUUAUUUAUUUUCUUAACUAUUUUUAAACGAGAAGGCUUAUUUUACUGCAUUUGUAUCGUCAAGAACACCUUACAUAUCUCAUUUAAAUAAUGAAAUAACCUUAGAUUAACAAUCUAUGAUAAUUAUGGAAGUUUUACUCUUUUUUAGAUUUGCUUUUAUUCUUUUUGAAUGCUCAAGUACUAAUUAGUUUGCCAUUAUUAUGCUUAUUAGUACACUUUAAUAUUUAUUUUUUAAAAAAUUCUCUCGUUUGAAAUGUCAAUAUUAAUCUCAACAAAAUUUGAUCUAAUUAAAUAUUGAGGAAACCAAGAAUUAAAAAUAUAUUUUAAAAGUAGAUACAGUACAGGCUUCUUUAAUAAACAAUUUAAUAAUUUAAGGAACUUAUCCAACUGAAGAAGUUGAAAAACUUAUUAAUUUAAGACCAAAUUUUGAUGAAAAGAUAUCUUCAUAUUUUAAUAAGACAAUUGAGCAUUUAUAAUUAUUUCUUAUAGAUUUCUACCAAUGA